GCACGUUUAACUAAAUUAACAUGGCCCGAAUGAACCGCCCAGCUCCUGUGGAAAUCACUUACAAGAAUAUGAGAUUCCUUAUCACUCACAACCCUACCAAUGCAACCUUAAACAAGUUCAUAGAGGAACUAAAGAAGUACGGAGUAACGACAGUAGUGAGAGUUUGUGAAGCCACUUAUGACACUGCUCUGGUAGAAAAAGAAGGCAUUCAGGUUUUGGACUGGCCCUUUGAUGAUGGAGCUCCACCAUCUGUACAGAUUGUUGAUGAUUGGCUUAACCUCUUGAAAGUUAAAUUCCGUGAAGAGCCUGGCUGUUGCAUUGCUGUACAUUGUGUUGCUGGUCUUGGAAGAGCACCUGUAUUAGUUGCCCUUGCACUCAUUGAAUGUGGAAUGAAGUAUGAAGAUGCAGUACAGUUUAUAAGGCAGAAGCGACGUGGAGCUUUUAACAGCAAGCAGCUUCUGUAUUUGGAGAAAUACCGACCCAAGAUGCGCCUGCGUUUUAAAGAUUCAAAUGGUCAUCGAAACAACUGUUGCAUUCAGUAAAACCAAGCUGCUUUGGAAGUAGAAGACUAAACU
Molecule: messenger RNA, 575 nt
Organism: Euleptes europaea (tarantolino)
Lineage: Eukaryota; Metazoa; Chordata; Lepidosauria; Squamata; Sphaerodactylidae
Gene: PTP4A1
Product: protein tyrosine phosphatase 4A1
Exons: 5
Coding region: 21-542 (173 amino acids)
Biological process (GO): protein dephosphorylation
Cellular component (GO): nucleus
Molecular function (GO): protein tyrosine phosphatase activity
Source: RefSeq, a predicted model, not a curated record